AUGGUGGAAACAGCGUUGGUUCCUCCUCCUCCUCCCAGGAGUAUGGCACCCCUGAAGGAUCUCGAGGAGACAACUGUCACUCCAUCUACUACUAGUAGCGCCAUAGCUAGCCCAACAAUGAUGAUGAAUCUGUUUGCGGCGUCUCUUCCCUUUGACUAUGCGUUUGUUCUGAACCUCGAAGGUCGAUUUCUCUUUCGCAAUCCAGGUCUCCAACGGCUUGGGUUCCAUCCAGAAGGAUUCUCGUCCGGGGGUCUCUUGAAGGAAGAUUCCGUCAUGGCACUGGAAUUGCUGGUGCAAAAGGCACUGGCAUCGCAGGAGACACUGCAGUCUCAAGAGUGCGUAUCGUUCCACCAGGAUGACGACUCUACCGCUGCGAGUACGAAGAGGAGUACAACAGCACUUUGGGAUGUGACUCUCUUUCCCAUGAAGGAACCAGAUGGUCGGAUGGUGGCACUUGGCGGACUGAUACAAGAACAACAAACUGUAAAAGACACUGUGGUUCAUCAGGAGGAGGACGAGGAGUGCAAAGAGGCAGAACCAAGUCAUUGUUGUCCCGAAGAGAGUCGCCACCAGAGAACCAUGUCAGAUGCCGUACGAGAGAGCGAAGAACGUCAUCAGACAUUGUUUGAAAACAUGAAGCAAGGUGUGGUGUACCACGCCGCCGACGGACACACCAUGGCGGCCAACCAAUCCGCGCUACGGAUUCUCGGACUCUCCAUGGAUCAAAUGCUGGGCAAGAGUCCCAUGCAUCCACAGUGGCGGUUCAUUUACGAAGAUGGAUCCACCAUUCCCGUCCAAGAGUAUCCCGCCGUGGUGGCGCUCUCGGGCAAACCCGUUACCAACAUGAUACUCGGCAUUGUCGUGGGCGAUGAGGCAGUGCAUUGGGUCCAGUUGGAUGCCAUGCCUCGUUUUCGCCUCGGCGACGAAGGCAAGCCGUAUCAGGCGUACACCAUCUUUACGGACAUUACCGAGGCCAAACAGAUUGAACGGAGUCUACGCCGUGCCAAAGAAAAGGCCGAAGAGGCGGAUCUAUUAAAGAGUUCCUUUUUGGCCACCAUGUCGCACGAAAUUCGGACUCCACUGAACGGCAUCAUGGGUCAUCUGGAUCUCAUCCUGUCGAAUGGUCUGGAUGAAGAAAGCAAAGAGGAAAACAUGGAAGGAGUUCAGGUCGCCAUGAACAGUGGCAAGCUGUUGCUCUCCAUCAUUCAGGAUAUCUUGGACUUGUCAAAGAUCGAGGCGGGGCAACUCGACAUGGUGCAUAAACCCAUUACGAUUCGGGACAUGAUGGACAACACAAUGAAGCUGGCAAACGCAUAUUGCAUUCAAAGAAAGAAGGAGCAUCUUCGCCUCUUGCAGUCCAUCGAUGAUGGCAUUGCUAGCCAAAUCUAUGGUGAUCAGUUUCGAGUUCAACAGGUCUUGAAUAACUUGCUAUCUAACUCCAUCAAAUUCUCAGAGUCUGGGGAGGUUGCGGUGACAGUACGACUCGGUUCAGCCGAUGGUAUGGUCCAGUUUUGUGUCCGAGACACCGGGAAAGGCAUCCCCGGAGAUCGCCUUGACAUGAUCUUUGAGCCGUUCCGCCAGGUUGACUUUAGUGAUACUAGAACUCAUGGAGGAACUGGGCUUGGUUUGACGAUAUGCAAAAAACUCGUUGAGAUCAUGGGUGGACACAUGUGGGUCGUGUCAAGCACGAAGAAUGAGUGUCAUGGUUCACGAUUCUACUUUACACUCCCCUACAAGCCAGCAGCACCAGGAAGCGGAACAGACUUGGACCUGAAAAAGACUAUACAAAUCCCCCCUCUUCCGGUCACCGAACGGCCCCCUCUUCGAUGUCAACGCUCCGGAGUGGUACUGCUCGCCGAAGACGACACUGUCAGUCGAAAGGUCGCCACUCGGAUGUUGCAGAAGGUUGGCUUGAAGGUAUUGUCAGCGAGAGAUGGAGCUGAAGCCGUGGAUUUGUUCGAAAAACACCACGGCGAGAUCGACCUGAUCCUCAUGGACGUCAUGAUGCCAAAGCUAUCUGGAUUGGAAGCUACGGAAAAGAUUCGGGAGGUCGAAAGAGAAGGCAACUUCACUGAAACGGUUCCAAUAUGUGCCCUUUCAGCGGGCGCUAUGAAAGGGGACAAGGAAAAGGGUCUCGAAGUGGGGAUGAACGACUACCUAUACAAACCAAUCAAUCGAUCUCAGCUUCUCAAGACACUCGAGACUUAUCUGGGUCCUCACGAACACGGCGCCCUGAAACGACCAUUCGUUCACACAGUCAACAGUCCAGCGGCUACCCCGCAACGGCAAUAG
Messenger RNA from Seminavis robusta, 2292 nucleotides. NCBI's taxonomy places the organism in Eukaryota, Bacillariophyta, Bacillariophyceae, Naviculales, Naviculaceae. The record is from the annotation of a GenBank genome assembly.